This is a messenger RNA of Amoebophrya sp. A25, 563 nucleotides long. NCBI's taxonomy places the organism in Eukaryota, Dinophyceae, Syndiniales, Amoebophryaceae. The record is from the annotation of a GenBank genome assembly.
GGAUGCAACACGCAGCUGUCGACUACAUGACGGCGAUGCAGAGCUAUCCUUCGUUGAUGCAACAGCGGGUGCUUCUCACAUUUUAAGGCUCUACUAGUUGUCGUAGGAUUUUGUUAUCUACUUUUCUUUUAAGCUGCUUCUAGUACUAAGAUUUUGUUAUCUACUUUUCUUUUAAGCUGCUUCUAGUACUAGGAUUUUGGUAUCUACUUUUCUUUUAAGCUGCUUCUAGUACUAGGAUUUUGUUAUCUAGUACUUUUCUUAAUCUUGUUAUCGAGUGUGUGACUGUGAUCUUAUUCUAGGACCAGAGUGGGGCUUUUCCCCUUCUAGGAAUCAGUCAAGGGGGAAGAGUCUUCUGAGGGGAAAGAUAUAGGCUAUCGCGGGUAAGUCAGUCAGUGUCAGUGAAAAGCAAACCGUCAGUCAAAAAUCACCUCUAAGCACCGCAACUGGUAAAGACUGCGCGCCCACGUGAAGUUUACCUCAUGCUGUGCGAGGGCCGUAGCCACUUAGCGCAGUUGGACCAGGCUGUCGAUAGCGAGAUGCUGGGUUCGAAUCCAGGUUCUUCG